AUGAUUUACAAAAGCAAUCUGAAAGCUUACGACUUUUACAUGUAUCUGAAGUGGAAGAGUUACGACAUAAAAUUCAAGAAAUGAAUACCGAAUUAGAAAUUACUAAUAGAGAGCUCAGUGACUUACAAAAUCUUUAUUCUUCUGAUACAGAAAAGUACAAAAAGCGAAUAAAUGAGUUGUUGAAGCAGUUAGAUGAUGCUCGAAAAUAUGAAAAUACCACCAAAAUCGAUGAACAAUUAAAUAUACUAUCAGAAUUUAACGAAUUAAAAUCAAGAUAUGAGCAAAUAAUUAUUGAACACGAAGCAUCAAUUUCAAAGCUUAAUGAAGAGCAUGCGGACGUUAUUGCUGUCAAAGAUAAUCUCAUUCGUUGUCUUCAACGUGAAAAAGAAGAUCUUUCAAAUCAAUUCGCUGACUUUAAAAAAGAGGCACAAAACACUUUGGACACUGUUCAACAGCAGCUCCUAAAUACUCGUGAAGAAAUUGUAUCUAUAGUUGAUGAGAAUAAUAAUUUAAAUGUUGCCAAUGGUGAAUAUCUAAAGAAGAUUGAUAUUCUUAAGGCAUGUUUGAAAGAUUCCACAAGAGCAGAUUGCAGUGAAAUUGAACAAAUUCGAACAGAUAAUGAAAUAGAAGAAAAUUCCAAGGUUAAAACCGAAUCUAAGUGGAACCAAGAUGAAUCAACAGAAAUUGACCGAAACAUCAAAGUAGAAAAGAUG
Racocetra persica is the source of this 713-nucleotide messenger RNA. The record is from the annotation of a GenBank genome assembly. Lineage: Eukaryota; Fungi; Glomeromycota; Glomeromycetes; Diversisporales; Gigasporaceae.